ACUUUGUGACAUGUGAAUCAACUUUAAAGUUUGGUUAGAAAAGGCUGAUGAUUAAACUCCUUUCUGACCAAAUGCUAUAGGAAGACAAAACAUGGGAGAGGAAAAGGGUUUUUGCUAGUGGAUUAAAAUGCCAUGUCAGAUACCAUGCCUUGCAAAAGUAUGCACACCCCAUUUGAGUUUGUUUUUUUUUGUUCUGUUUGUUUUUUACAUUUUGUCACAUUACAACUACAAACUGAUUGACCUUAAUAGGAUUUCAUGUGAUAGGCCAACAUCAUAAUUGUGCAUAAUAGAGUGGAAGGAAAUGAAAAACCUGAAAAGUGUGUCAUGCAUGUGUAUUUAGCCCCCUGUGUCAACACUUUGUUAUUCUAGCAGGAAGUCUUUUAGAGUAUGUCUCUACCAGCUUUAAUCUAAAGAGUGACAUUCUUGUCCAUUCGUCUUUGUAAAAUAGGUCAAUCUCAUGACCUAUCAGUCUCUAGAUGGGAUGGAGAGCGUCUGUUCAUCAGUCUGCCUUCGGAGUCUCUGUUGAAUCUUUAGCUCUGAACUUUGAUCCAGGUUUGAUCUGAGCCGUUCCAUUGUAACUCUUGCUGUAUGCUUAAAACGGUUAUUCUCCUGGAAAAUGAACCUCUGCUCCAGUCUUAAGUUUAUUGCAGCCUCUCAUGUUUUCUUCCAGGAUUUGAUUGUGUUUACUUCCAUCCAUUUACCCAUCAACUGACCAGCUUAGGAGCUGCAUGCAUACUGAGAUUAGAUUACCCAUAGUUAAUUUGUUGCCCUGGAUUUUAUUUAAGGGAAUCAGAGAAAAUAUGGCAGAAAGCAUAUGCAUGCUACAUUUUUGAGAUUUUUAUGAGGCCUGGCACAGAACAGUUGUAUUCAUAGAUGUCAGGAAAACAUGCAGUUGCAAUGCUCUUGCUGAUUAUUGCAAUGACAAUAUCGAUUACUGAUAACCCAUUAUUUUCUGACUUUUUAUUUGGUACUAUGUUCCCACCACUCUGAGAUUUAUCAUUUUGGCCAAUAAAAAUAUACAUUUAAUGUGAGCAUAAAAGUCCAUCCAACAGGCCAAAGAAUAUCAAUGUCAUGCAUGACAUUUAAAAUCUAAUAUCACACCAAAUAUUGCAUCCAAGAAGUCAUUUUCAAAUGUGAUAUUCCAAGCAUUAACGGGAUGACGACUGUGAUUUAAAGUCUUUGAAUUUACGCAGAGGUUUAAUUACACACGGGUGGGCUCUAAUUGCUAAUCAAAUGAAAUACUUAAUUAGUAACUGUGAUUUUAUUUGGGGACAUCAGGGUAAAAGAGGACUGAAUACAAAUGGAUUGUGUGCUACUUUGUGUUGAUCUAUCACAACAAAUCCUAAUAAAAUACAUUGGUUUGUGUUUGUAAUGUGACAAAUUAGGAUAAAGGUCCCAGACACGUCUGCAAGGCACUACGAGUUACUUUCAAAGUUUAACAGAAGUUAGAGCAGCAUAGCUUAUUUGCUUUCUGUACAGAAAGUCUUAUUUCCUUAAGUUCUAUAAAAAGGUCAUACUUUGCUGGUUUUUUUUUGCUGGGUCCAUGCUUAGUGUCCAUACUCUCUUCUGUUGUUGGAGAUGACUACUGCAUUCUGAGAGGUUGCUCCUCCCUCCUGCACAGAUGAGAUAUAAAGCCAUCUGUUCACCCCUCUCAGCUCUCCAGUUUGUUCGGAUCAGCUCGCCAGUUAUUGGAAAAAUCAUCUGUAAUCUCCUACAGCCAUCUUUUGACUUUUUAAUGUCCUUGUUGAGUUUCAUUCUGUCUGUUUUGUGUUUAUAAUAUUCACAUGUUUCCUCUCCGCUUCAUCUGUGCUUGCUGUGCAAUGGUGUUGAGCCCCUCUGGGAAGCAUUUGCAGUAACGGCAUGGCUUUGUCCAGUGUGAACACCAGUAACACCAGUUUGGAGACUGUCCUGCCAGGGGAUGAGCCCCGUGAUGAGCGCCUAGCUCGCCUGGAAAUAUCUCUGCUGUCCAUCAUCUUCAUCGCCGCAGGGUUCCUCAACUUUGGGCUCCUUUUGGUGUUGUGGAAGCGCAGGAAGCAGCUCUCCAGGAUGCGCGUCUUCGUCUUCCACCUGUGCGUCGCAGAUCUGGUGGUCACAUUCUUUCAAGUGUGUCCCCAGCUCAUGUGGGACAUCACGGACAGAUUCGUUGGUCCGGACAUACUGUGUCGCCUGGUGAAGUACCUGCAGGUGGUCGGUAUGUUCGCCUCCACUUACAUGAUCGUGGUGAUGACCAUCGACAGAUAUCAAGCCAUCUGCAACCCCAUGGUGACUUUUCAGAGAAGGAGAGCGCGCUGGAACGGUCCGGUGUGCGCCGCCUGGUGCGUCUCCUUCAUCGGCAGCCUCCCGCAGGUCUUCAUCUUCUCCCGGGUCGAGGUCGCUCCUGGCGUGUACGAUUGUUGGGGUCAGUUCGUCAUGCCGUGGGGUCUGAGAGCCUACGUGACCUGGACGACUAUGGUGAUUUUCGUCUUGCCGAUUCUCAUCGUGAUCGUGUGCCAGGUGCGUAUCUGCCGCGCCGUGCACACCAGCAUCCACAUGAAGACGCACCACGCCGGGGAGGCGGUGACUAAGCCGCUGUCUUCCCGGGCCAGCUGCGUGGCAGGACUGUCGAAGGCGAGGGUGAAGACGGUGAAGAUGACUGUGGUCAUCGUGAUGGCCUACAUCCUCUGCUGGGCGCCAUUCUUCACCGUGCAGCUGUGGUCUGUCUGGGACGUAGAAGCGCCCACCCAGUCGGCCACCUUCACAGUCCUGAUGCUGCUUUCCAGCCUGAACAGCUGCGCGAACCCCUGCAUUUACUUGGUUUUCAGCGGGAAGCUCCCUGAGAGGCUUGUCGCCCUCAUGUGUGUGGAUGAACCUGAUCUGAAGGAGUCCAUGCAGGAGGAGGCCACCAUGGUCAGCUCCCUGUACAUCAGCCUCAAAGGCCUGUCAGACUGCAGAUAGAAGUUCAAGAGACAUCCCAUUUUUUUUUAUUUGUACCUCAUGGCUGCCUGUUGCAUGUUGAGGGGCAGGACCAGGCAAAAUCUCCUAAAAGGUGUGAUGAUACUUCAGCAGGAGGGUCUCUGCUGUACAAAUGAUUGAUGUUCAACAUGAGUUGGGAAGAGAACAACUAAUGUUUUGAGCAGAGAGGCCCCUAAGGUACCAUCUGAGACAGAAAUCAGUCAAACCGAAUGAGUUGGCGUCCCCAAACCUUUCACAGAAAGAGUUUAACAUUCAGGUUCGUAAACUUGACUACUUCAUGUAUUUUACAAAUAAGAAUAAAGUUGACACAUUUAGACAUUGGUUGUCUCCAAAAAAAAAUCAGUUCUAUAGAGCCUUUACUACCAAAGUCUAUCUUUGCACUGUUACAUGGAAAUUCCUGGCAAUUUGCUUAUUAAAUAAAAGAGUAAUAAAUUAUGGCUCAUGCAGAUAAAUGUAGUCAAUUUCUAAAAGCUUUUUCUUCAAAGAAACUGUUGCACUGAAUUUUCACUUCUCUGAUAGCUUGGCUUUUAAAGCGUUACUGAGAGACCGAUGGAGUUUUUGUCUGUUUCAGUUGUCCUUUGUGUUUAAUUGGAAAUGUAAAUGUAUUAGUCAUUAGGCUCGUCUUUUCAUCAGGUAGUUGGGGUCAAGUAAAUCUGUGAAUCUGCUGCAAAAAAUAUUUUUAACUAAAAUCUCUAGAUUCCCAAUCAGUUUUUGUUGGAGCAGCAAAAUAGUGGUGCUAAAAGAAGCUGACACAAUUUCAUGUGAGCGGGGUAUGUUUUGCCGGCACGCCAGUAUGAGAAUUUCAAGGUUUGACAGCAUUUUCAGAAAAAUACUUCAGUAAAACGGUACCAAAAGAAAAAAUAAAAACAUUUCACCACUAAUUGCUUUUAUUUAAAACGAAUAUUUUUCCAGCAGCUGUUUCAAUAAAGUAUCUUAUUUGUAUUUGUUAUUUUAGAACAUAGACAUUUGCUAAAAUAUAGAAUAAACACCUGCAACAUUCUGCAAAUGUUUUCAGGUAAACAUGCUUAUUGUUUUGACCUUUAUACAACAAUCCUGUGAAUACAACUGAUACUAGCUGUUAGUCAGGGUAUCUGCUCAGGUAGCAAGCCUGCAGAAGUGCAGCUCCCCUUGGUUUUCAUCAUCACAGUGAGUUUUCUUUCUUCUAAGCCAGGGAAAGUGUGGUAGCCUUCCUUUCAGCCAGCUGACUGGUUAUGUGCAACAAUAGUUGAAGAAGGGGCGAGAUAAAUGCUCCUGCAGAACAGAGAAGCAAAUUUACAGUCUGCAGCUUUAUAGUUCUCAGCACAAAUAUGUGGCAGGUGGCACCAACAUCCAGUAUCAAGAUACGCUGCUUAUUUAAACAAGCCCAUUUUAUACCUUAACAUUCAGAUCACAAGGAAAUCUUCGUUUCUGCUUUAAAUCAAUUAAAACGUUUCAUUUUGAUUUGUCCUUUUUAAUGUUGCUGUCUGACAAGCUGUAUUGCAGAGCUAUUUGAAGCUGAAAAACUGCAUAGAACAACAGAAAAUGUCUCCCCUAUGUUAUGAACAAAAACAGGUUGUGAAUUAAACAAACAUUCAGAUCGGACUUCCAAGAUGAAUAAAUCCUUUGUAGUGUGUUUGGUUAGAAAAGGAUAAUUAGAAACUGCUGGGACAACAAAUCUUUGAAAAAGGCUUUGGGCCUUAGAAAAACUACAAAAAUGACUUUUUACUUCUUUUUGUUUUUAUUGUUUAAUCAGAAACAUAAUUUUGACAGCAACAACCAUAUAUUAAAAAUGGGAAUGAUAAAUGUGUGCAUUAAAUGAAGAUUUGCAGAAGAAAAUCACUCUCAUACCCUAUAAUUUACUCCACUCCAAAGCUUUGAGUAUUUUUAUUGCAUAUUUAUCAUAAAACAAGAGCCUUUUAUAUGCAGUCUGUUUUUUAUUUACUUUAUUUAUUUUACAUAUAACAGUUUUGGGGUGUGCAAAAAGAGUUCCAGUCCAGUGCCGUGAAAAAGUACUUCCCCCCCCCCCCCCUCCUCACACUUUCUUUUCUUUUGGCUUUGUUUGUCACACCUACAUUUUUCAAAUUAUUAAAUGAAUUUUUAUGUCUGACAAAGAUGACCUGCGUUUAUUCAAAAAGAGUUUUCAAAUGAUGAAUUCAUUUAUUAGGGGAAAAAGCUCUCCAAGCCAAUCUGGUGAUAUGUAUGAAGUAUUUGCCAAAUAAAAGUGAAUAACUGAUUGUA
Messenger RNA from Girardinichthys multiradiatus, 5169 nucleotides. It is a transcript of the gene avpr2b.1, whose product is annotated as arginine vasopressin receptor 2b, tandem duplicate, 1. The coding region runs from base 1861 to 2934 and encodes 357 amino acids. Gene Ontology annotation, molecular function: vasopressin receptor activity; peptide binding. Gene Ontology annotation, biological process: positive regulation of vasoconstriction; G protein-coupled receptor signaling pathway; regulation of systemic arterial blood pressure by vasopressin. Gene Ontology annotation, cellular component: membrane. NCBI's taxonomy places the organism in Eukaryota, Metazoa, Chordata, Actinopteri, Cyprinodontiformes, Goodeidae. The record is from RefSeq and is a predicted model, not a curated record. The transcript has 2 exons.